GGCCGCGCUGGGAAGUUCGGCCCCCACGCUUUCAAGGUCUGCUGCCCGGAGCCCCUGGUGGCCAGGCUCGUGGGCAACCAAGGUGUGCUGAUACACCAGAUCGAGGACCAGAGCAAGUCGCACCUCCAGUUUUCCCCGCGGGGCGAGUACUAUCCAGGCACAAGGCUGAGGAUUUUGACGGUGUUCACCGGGGAGCCGCACAACAUAUUCGAGGCGCUGACGCUGGUGCUGGACGAUCUCAUCUCGAAGGCGGAUGAAGAUCGAGACGGCAGCAGGGGACGGGGCGGCGUUGACUUCGUGGACGACAUGGGUCGGCCGAUCUUCAGAUGCGCCCUGUCCAAGGCGGCCGCGGGCGCCGUGAUCGGGACGCGAGGGGAGCGCGUGAAG
Molecule: messenger RNA, 387 nt
Organism: Prorocentrum cordatum
Lineage: Eukaryota; Dinophyceae; Prorocentrales; Prorocentraceae
Source: the annotation of a GenBank genome assembly